Messenger RNA from Passer domesticus (house sparrow), 5884 nucleotides. It is a transcript of the gene CCDC85A, whose product is annotated as coiled-coil domain containing 85A. The coding region runs from base 207 to 1370 and encodes 387 amino acids. The transcript has 3 exons. Lineage: Eukaryota; Metazoa; Chordata; Aves; Passeriformes; Passeridae. The record is from RefSeq and is a predicted model, not a curated record.
GACCCGGCUUCCUCCACACCCUUUCCUCCUCCUUUUCCUCGUUUUUCCCAGGAUCCGCUCCCGGGGCCAGAAGAGGUCUCCCUCGUUACCCCCGGCCCAGCGCUGGAGCCGGGGGCACCCCGCGGGCUCCGGGCUCGCCCUUUCCCCCGGCGGCCCCGGGAGUGCCGGGAGGCUCCGCGAGUGCCCCGGGCUGCCGGGCCGCCACCAUGGCCAAAGUGGCGGCGGAAAGUUGCGGAGCAGCGCCGGCCGAAGACUUGUCCAAGGUGUCGGACGAGGAGCUGCUCAAGUGGAGCAAGGAGGAGCUGAUCCGCAGCCUCCGCCGCGCCGAGGCCGAGAAGAUGAGCGCGAUGCUGGACCACAGCAACCUCAUCCGCGAGGUGAACCGCCGCCUCCAGCUCCACCUCGGCGAGAUCCGCGGCUUGAAGGACAUCAACCAGAAGCUGCAGGAAGACAACCAGGAGCUGAGGGACCUUUGCUGCUUCCUGGACGACGACCGGCAGAAGGGCAAGAGGGUGUCCCGCGAGUGGCAGAGGCUGGGCAGGUACAGCGCCAGCGUCAUGCACAAGGAGGUGGCCUUGUACCUGCAGAAGCUGAAAGAGCUGGAAGUGAGGCAAGAAGAAGUGGUGAAGGAGAACCUGGAGCUGAAGGAGUUGUGUGUGUUGCUGGAUGAGGAGAAGGGCGGAGGAGCAGGCAGCCGCAGCUCCAUCGACAGCCAGAUCAGCCUGUGCCAGCUGACUGCCACCAGCGCCUACAUCAGGGAUGUUGGGGAUGGCAGCAGCACCUCCAGCACGGGCAGCACAGACAGCCCAGACCAUCACAAACACCACCCGAGCACCAGUCCAGAGCACCUGCAGAAACCUCGGGGGGAAGGAAGCCCUGAGCACCAGAAGCACAGGAGUAUCAGCCCCGAGCACCUGCAGAAGCCCAGGAGUUCUGGCAGUCCCGAUCAUCACCUGAAAGGGCCGAGCCCUGAGCAUCACAAAACCAUUGUCAAAGUACCUGAGCAACAAAAGCACAGCAGCAGCAGUCCAGAAACUAUCCCAAAGCACGUUUUGAGUAGUAGUCCUGAACACUUUCAAAAGCAGAGGCCUGGUGGCAGCCCUGAGCACCAAAAGCACAGCGGUGGCAGCCCAGAUCACCUUCAAAAGCACACGCCCAGUGGAAGUACAGAGCACCUGCACAAGGUGAGGGGUACGAGCCCAGAGCACCUCAAACAGCACUAUGGAGGGAGCCCAGAGCACCUCAAACACCUCAGCGGAGGCAGCAGAGAAGGGACCCUCAGGAGACAAGUGACAGAUGAGCUGUCCCCUCACCACAGGAGUUUGUACAACGGAAUGAAUGCUCCUGCAAGCUGUGAAAAUUUGCCUUGAUCAACUGUGGAGCCUGUACCUGUGACUUGGAUUCAAAGAAAAACAUCAGUGCUUUCUGCCAAGGGUACAAGGCUGAUUCAUCACUCUGUGAUAAGCUCCCAUUUAGGCCAGGUGCAGCUAAGCCUGGAGAAAAGCAUUGAUUCCUGACCCACAUCCCCUCCUGGCUCCUGAGUUUGUUUUUGGCUUACAAUGAACAAACUUUAAUGAUGUUCAAAAUCCAUCUUAUGACUUUUGUGGUCAGCAAACAUUGCUGAGGACAUUAAGAUGAGCCUCUAAAAAUAGUGUUGGAUUAUGAGAAACAAAAAGAACAUUCCACUGGAGGCAGAUGAAUCUAUCAAGCACAACCACAUGACUACUGUGAGGCAGAACCUGCAGACUGACUCAGAUCCUUCCAAGGAUUUGAGCACUUCACUCCUUGCUGGCACCUGCCUUGCACUGAGAUGGGAUGCCCAGACAGAACAUGAUGCUUAAAUAUCCCUGCUCAUGCAGUGCUCUCAAUGAAAUCACUUGUCUGUCACUGUCAUUCACCUUGUUUGUUUGGGUCCAUUUUAGGAAAUGAUGUAACCUGAAGUUAAAUUUUGAAUUUUAGGUUUUUGCAGUGUCACUAAGUCCAAAAAGAAAACAUGACAAGAAAGCAUUUCAGCAAUGAUUUUUUCCUAACCAGCUCUCCAACCACUGGGACCAAAGGCUCUUCAGUGUUAACUGAGCAGCAGAAGAGACCAAAUCUGUCUCCUCCAGGUGCUGGUGCUGAGAACUCUUUGAUUCAUUCCUGUUGUUGGAAUUUGAUGCCUGGCCUACACUCCAGUCCAUACUGCUGAAGGCUAUGUUGUGAUCACUUACAACCAUAGCAUGUGCUCAUAUUGUAGAGAAAAGAUCCUGAGUUUUUAUUAAAACAAAUCCUAAUUUCAGUGUGAAGACAUUGGGAUAUUAUGUGUUUUAGCUUCUCCCUGAACAUAAUCAAAUGCUAAGAUUUUUUUCACUUUUGAGUGGACUGAAAUGUUCUAUUCAGCCUGAAUUUCUGGAUUGGCCAAGAGCUUGGAAGUGGCUGAUCAGACUGUCUUGGAAGCACAGAUCCCAGGGUUUUGUGCUGUCAAGCUACUCCAUCAUCCUGGAUUUGUCAAGAAUGAGUUGAACAGGGUUGAUGCCUUGUAUUGAUUGCAAUAUUGCAAGUACAGCCAGUUGUAUCCAUGGAAUCCUGAAAAGGUGGCUGGGGAGCUCCAAAAGGAGAUGUAGCACAAAAGGACUUGCAUGACCCACUUUCUACAGCAAUGCAAAUUCAAUGUAUUUACUUAUCAGCUGCCACCUGAAGUUGUCCUUCAGACACUGAAGUCAGUGUCCUGGGCAACAUAUUCUAUUCCACCUUUCCUGUUUCGUGGUGUUUUUAUUUUAUUCAUUUUUUAAACUAAGGAAACCUGACUGUUAAUUCCAGUGUCACUUUGGAAAAUGGAUAUUUGAAGGAUUGGUGAAGAAUAUUUUAAUGAGAAACAAUUUCUAUUGGUGUUGAGAGCAAAAUACUGCUGAAUUUAUCACUGAAAAGCAAUGUAGCAAACCUUGCCUGUGUCUGCUUUGUGCUUUGUAGAGCUGCACUUAGCACAUGGAUUUUAAAGUCAGUUGAUGUUAGAUAUUAAUCCUGUGUGUCACUUAAACCAAAUAUAAGAUUUUUGAAUAUUCCUUGUCCUUGUUGCAGGGGAAACACGAUCUUGACUGCAAAGACACAGUCAGAUGAUGCUUGUUCUCAAAUUUAACAUUUUAAGUGCCUUUAAUACCUCCCCAAUUUUGUUAGAUUUUGAUUUAUUUGUUUGUGCAGUGCUGCUCAGAAACACAUAAUGAUGCAUAGGAAGCAAAGAGGCUCUGGAGAAUCUUGGGGAAGAAUCUGUAGUGAAAGAUAAAAGUUUCUAGUAGGUUUUUACUCCCUGGAAUGAGAAAAAUCCAGAUAGUAUUUGCAUUUUGUUUAUUAGGAAAUGCUGUUCCCCAGGGAAGCAGGAGCACUUUCAUGCCAAGCACUGAGGCUUGCUGGUCUGUGGCUUUGCUCAUCAGGUGGCAGGAGAGCUGGCUGCUGCCUGAGCCAGCUGCUUGAUUUGCAUCUCAGCUCAUGGAACUGCUGAUGUGGGGCCCAAGUGCCAAAUUUGUGUCCCAUCCUGUCUGUGCACCCACAGUGGGAAGGGUUCUUUGGGAGUUUCUUCACUGCUCCAGAAGUCUCAUCAACAGAGCACAGUCUCAGUUCAGCCACACCCAGAGACAGCUGUUGCAAACAUAGAGAUAAAUUUCAGCAAGCACAGAUUUCUCUGUUUUAAUGGUGUAAAUCAGAAGUGGCUCUUUGCCCUGCAGAUUGCAGGUACAGUUCUGUUUCUGAGCACCAUCCCUCCAGCAAUCUAAAUUCAGGGUUCAGCUUCUGAGGGCUUGAGCCAGCUCAGAUCUGUGGAGAACCAGGGAUGGAUGGGAUUGUAGACCUUCACUUGGCGUGAUGCUGGCCUGUCACCUGUGGAUCUGUCCAUGUCCAGCUCCAUCUGUGUUUAUUCCCCAUGCCAUGGAAAGUGUGCCCUGAUAGCAAAGCAGUCAGCUGGGCUAGAGGCUGACUGUGGGGAGUUGUAGGAUUUUGGGGAGAGCUCAUCAGACAUGGGGAUAAUCAGUCCUUUCACCCCUUUUUGCUCUGGUUUUGUGAAUAUGUGUUUUUAUGUAUGUGUUGUGCAGAAAACUUCUCCCUCUGAACACAAAGCCAAAUGCUGAAAAGCCCAAGCACAAGUAUGUGUCAGAAAUGAAAGCUGGCAAAAUAAAUAUUCAGUGACAUUUAUUUUCACAGAUUCACAGCUUAUUCUGAGUUGGAAGGGGCCCACAAAGAUCACAGAGUCCAACUCUUUAGUAAGUGGCCUGUGUGGAGGUUGGACCCACAGCCUUGGUGUUAUGUGCUGAAUUCCUCAUCAGAGGGAAGGACUAAAAGUCUGUAACACUGGUCAUCAGAUUAACAGCAUUUAUGCCUCUUCUGGAAAUGGCCCUUGCAGUAUGUCUGUCCUUUUCAGGCCCAAAAGCUUCUGCCUGGUUCGUGCUGCAGAAGUUUCUGAUUUCCACGGAGUCCUGUGAGCUUCUGCAAGGUCCAGAGCAAGUCUGUGACUCCAGAGCUGGGACUGGGGUGCCCAGGGCAGAGGAGGACGUUGCUGUUUUCCUUUGCUCCCUUGCUUGCUGUGGAAAGCCAUUGGCAAAUCCUGUCCUUGCUCCAACUUGUAAUGCUGGAGUUUGACCCUACAGAGAGUCUGGGACCAGCCUUGUGUGACUGAGCAGAGAAAACAUCUCUGCCCAGAGAGUUUGGCUGGAUUAUCUCAGGGAGUUCUGGCCCUGGAAAGCUCCUGUGUGUGGGCUGGGACAGCAUCGAUGUGUGAACAUCGAUUAGCGUGUGUGAACCCUCCCCUGGUGGCAGCCCAGUCAGAAAAAUGGCUUUAUGAAGGUGAGACCUUGAUGUGUGUAAAGAGCUGUGGGUGUGCUGUUACCCUGAGGAAAUGCUUACACCUGUCAGUAGUGCCUGCUUCCUGCUUGCAGCUCUUAUCAAUACUUCUGGAAGCAAUUCACCAACCACAGAAACAGUGUCAUCAUCACCUGUGUGUUAAGAACCAUGAGCUAAACAAAAGACAAGACAGGAUUAAUCAGCCACCACUUAGUGCAGGUUUCCUGAGGUAUUGCUGCUGAUUAUUCCAUUGCAUCAUGUCAGUUUUCUAACAGUUUUAUUCUUAGAUUAGUCUGUUUUCAGCAUGGUGUAAAAACUGGGGCUGAAGUUACUCACGUGCCUAGAAAACACCUUUAUGAACAAUCAGCUCGAGACAAACAUUUUCAAUGUGUUUCCUUUCAAAAUCAACUUUUAAGGCAAUGCUUCCUUCCUUCCUGAAUUUCCUGAACUGGGCCAGUGGGAAACAAAGCUAUUUUUAAUUCUCUUUUGUCUGUGCAGCAUUCCUGUUAGAAGCCAUUAAUCUACCUUUUGCAUUUACAGGGCUGCUGAAAAGUGUCCUGGCACACAAAGUGAUUUACAAUGGAUCCACAGCUGAAGGGCUGUGAUAGCUUUACUAGAAGCUCUGUUUUCUGACCUGUUCUUCAUGGCCUGUUUUUACUCUUACAGUGUAGUUGUGUAGCUUGAGUUCUCUUGAUCUGGGAAAUGAAGAUGCCAGUACUAACCAGAGGCAUGGGCAGCUCUCUGCUGUGGAUUUUGGGCUGCUAACUGGUAAAAUCCAGACGAGCAUUCAUCUUCCAUCAGAAUAAAAUUUGAAAAUGAACAUUCUUGAGCUUAAAAAAAGAGAGAACACAGUAUUUUGGCAAGAUGGUCAUCUGGCCCUCAGCAUCCAUCAAACAGCGUGGCAUAUUGUGACUGUGCCAGGGAGGGGGGAAGUGGUGCUUAGCAGAUCUAAAUCUCCACGGCGAGGCUCAGGCUGAACAUCUGUGACUUGGCAGAUGUGGAAGGGAGGAACUCGGGCUUUGGAGCUGUUCUGGCUGCGUGCCGGCAGCCUCUGUUCUAGCAGGUAGGUGGCUGCUGC